This is a messenger RNA of Colletotrichum higginsianum IMI 349063, 504 nucleotides long. Its product is annotated as AIG2-like family protein. The record is from RefSeq and is a predicted model, not a curated record. Lineage: Eukaryota; Fungi; Ascomycota; Sordariomycetes; Glomerellales; Glomerellaceae. The transcript has 2 exons. The coding region runs from base 1 to 504 and encodes 167 amino acids.
AUGGAGCCCAAGGUCUUCUUCACUGUAGUCCAAGGCAACGGCAACCCGCCCCAGGUCAUCAAGGAUCUCUAUACCUUCACGCCCGCCGUCCUGACGGGCUACACGCGCCACCGCGUCCAGUUUGCCGACUACCCCGGCAUGAUCCCCGAGGACGACGGCUCGGUGCUCGGCAUCUACGCGACGGGCCUCACGGAUGCCAACGUCUCCAAGCUCGAUUUCUUCGAAGGUUCCGAGUACGAGAAGAAGAUCGUCAAGGUCAAGAUUCGGAGCGGCGAGGACGGUGGCGAGGAGGAGGAGAGGGAGGCCACGGCGUACAUCUACAAGCACCCGAAGAAUCUGGAGCGCCGGGAGUGGUCGUUUGACGAGUUCCGCAGGGACAAGAUGCACGUCUGGACGCGUGAGAGCUACGUCUUUGAGGGCUGCGAUGACUUUGCAGAGUUCGAGAAGACCGAAUACGAGGACAAGGACGGCUCUGCUGAACAAGUCAAACAAGUCGGCGCAUAA